AUGAGGGUGGUGGCGAUCGCGAGCCCCGGCGGGCCGGAGGCGCUGCAGGUGCGCGAGGUGGACGACCUCCCGGCGCCGGGGGAGGGCGAGGUGCUCGUCGCGGUGGCCGCCGCCGGCGUCAACCGCGCCGAUACGGUCCAGCGGCAGGGCCGGUACCCGCCGCCGCCGGGCGCCUCCCCCUACCCGGGGCUCGAGUGCUCCGGCACCAUCCUCGCGCUCGGGGCCAACGUCCCCCCGCGCUGGGCCGUCGGCGACCAGGUGUGCGCUCUGCUUACCGGCGGCGGGUACGCGGAGAAGGUGGUGGUGCCGGCGGGGCAGCUGCUCCCGGUGCCGGAGGGGGUGUCGCUGGCCGACGCCGCCGGCUUGCCCGAGGUGGCCUGCACCGUCUGGUCCACCGUCUUCAUGACCAGCCAUCUCUCCCCCGGCGAAUCCUUCCUUAUCCAUGGUGGAUCGAGUGGAAUCGGUACAUUCGCUAUACAGAUUGCGAAGCACCUUGGUGUUAAGGUUUUUGUUACUGCAGGAAGCGAAGAAAAACUAGCUGCCUGCAAAGAUUUGGGAGCUGAUGUAUGUAUAAACUACAAAACCGAAGAUUUUGUAGCACGCAUAAAAGAAGAAACCGAUGGAAAGGGUGUUGAUGUCAUUCUGGACAAUAUCGGUGCAUCUUAUCUCCAGCGCAAUCUGAACAGCUUAGCUGUUGAUGGUAGACUUUUCAUCAUCGGUUUCAUGGGAGGUGUUACAACUGAAGUGAACCUGCAGGCUAUGCUUGCCCGAAGAUUGACCAUACAAGCUGCUGGACUGCGGAACAGAAGCCUCGCUAACAAAGCCCAGAUCGUGAGCGAGGUGGAGAAGAAUGUGUGGCCUGCCGUCGUGUCGGGCAAGGUGAAGCCGGUGAUUUACAAGACAUUCCCGCUAUCUGAAGCAGCUGAAUCUCACAAGCUGAUGGAGACGAGCUCCCACAUUGGCAAGAUACUGUUGAUUCCAUGA
Triticum turgidum subsp. durum (durum wheat) is the source of this 984-nucleotide messenger RNA. Lineage: Eukaryota; Viridiplantae; Streptophyta; Magnoliopsida; Poales; Poaceae. The record is from the annotation of a GenBank genome assembly.